CGUGGGGCGCCGCGGAGCCGGAACCGGGAGGCGGAGGAGGCUCAUGGCGCUGUACGGGGCUGCGGCGUCCGUGCUCUCGGGGCUAGAGGCCCACCAGGGCUCCCUCAAGACCCUGGUCUAUAGCAGCCGCUUCCAGAACGUCCGGCAGCUGUACGCCCUGGUCUGCGAGACCCAGCGCUAUUCGGCCGUGCUGGACUCGGUGAUCCGCAGCGCGGGGCUCCUGGAGACGGAGAAGAAGCUGAAACCACACCUGGCCAAGGUGCUGGUGUAUGAGCUGCUCCUGGGCCGGGGCUUGCGGGGCGGAGGCCGCUGGAAGCCUGUGCUAUCCCGACAUAAGGCGAGGCUGCAGGCAGAGUUUGCCCGGCUCAAGGUGAAGCACUGUGUGAGCCGCAACGAGGACCUCCUGGAGUCGACUCCUGGAGCUGUCAAGGUGGUGCAGCUCCCCCGCUUUGUGCGAGUGAACACGCUCAAGACCAGCCUCGCUGACACCAUCGAUUACUUGAAGCGUGAGGGCUAUUCCUACCAGGGCCGUGCUUCUGGGCUGGACGAGCUGCGGGCCUUAGAGGGGAAACGCUUUGUUCUGGACUCCCUGCUCCCAGAGCUGCUGGUCUUCUCUGCGGGCACUGACUUCCAUAAGCACCCGCUGUACCAGGCUGGUCAUCUCAUCCUGCAAGACAAGGCCAGCUGCCUCCCUGCCAUGCUACUUGCCCCUCCACCUGGCUCCCAUGUCAUCGAUGCGUGUGCUGCCCCAGGCAAUAAGACGAGUCACCUGGCUGCUCUGCUGAAGAACCGGGGGAAAAUCUUUGCUUUUGAUUUGGAUGCCGGGCGGCUAGCAGCCAUGGCCACACUACUGACCAGGGCUGGAGUCUCUUGCUGUGAGAUCGCCAACAAGGACUUUCUCUCUGUAUCUCCCUCUGACCCACGUUACCGCCAGGUCCAGUACAUCUUGCUGGACCCUUCUUGCAGUGGUUCUGGCAUGGUGUCUCGGCAGCUGGAGGAGCCUGGAGCUUUCAGCCCCAGCCAGGAACGUUUACACGCCCUGGCUGGCUUCCAGCGCCGUGCCCUGAGCCAUGCACUCUCCUUCCCGGCCCUGCAGCGCCUGGUCUAUUCAACCUGUUCUGUGUGCCAGGAGGAGAAUGAGGAUGUGGUUCGAGAUCUCCUGCAGCAGAGCCUGGGCGCCUUUAGGCUUGUCCAGGCGUUACCUCUGUGGCCACAGAGAGGUCUCAGCACAUUUCCAGGUGCAGAACACUGUAUCCGGGCGUCUCCAGAGGCCACGCUCACGGGGGGCUUCUUUGUCGCUGUCUUGGAACGUGCCAGUGGGGAAAGCCCAGCUCCAGAACCACAACUGCUGGCCGAAGGACCUGUACCCAGCGUGGCUCCCAAGAAAAAGAAACGACCAAGGCAGAAAGCAUUACCUACGUGAACAUGGGCUGUGCUCCCCCGGCUCUUCAAACAUGGGAGCAGCAGCCGGGAGUUGGACCCUCUGGGGUCAGUUCUUGCUUCUCAUCGUCCCUCCUCCUGAGCCUGCCCCUACCCCCCCCCCAUGGGAAAAACCACAGGAGGCAUCCAGUGGAGAUCACAGUUUU
This is a messenger RNA of Dromiciops gliroides (monito del monte), 1586 nucleotides long. It is a transcript of the gene NSUN5, whose product is annotated as NOP2/Sun RNA methyltransferase 5. The transcript has 10 exons. Gene Ontology annotation, molecular function: methyltransferase activity. Gene Ontology annotation, biological process: rRNA base methylation. The record is from RefSeq and is a predicted model, not a curated record. Gene Ontology annotation, cellular component: nucleolus. The coding region runs from base 44 to 1423 and encodes 459 amino acids. NCBI's taxonomy places the organism in Eukaryota, Metazoa, Chordata, Mammalia, Microbiotheria, Microbiotheriidae.